AUGACGCCCCCAAUCCUCCAAACCUCCGCGCACGUCAAAUACAUCCAAACCCUCGACACGCACUCAGACCGCCUCGACUACCACCUCACCACGCACCUCCGCCUCUCGGGCGUCUACUGGGGCCUCACGGCCCUCCACCUCCUCCGCCACCCCACGGCCCUCCCCCGUCCCGCCACCAUCGCCUUCGUCCUCUCCUGCCAGCACCCCUCAGGCGGCUUCGGCGCCUCCCCCGCCCACGACCCGCACCUCCUGUACACGCUCUCCGCCAUCCAGAUCCUCGCCACCGUCGACGCCCUCGACGCCCUCGACGCCGACAAAACAGUGCGCUACAUCGCAGCCCGCCAGACGCCCGACGGCUGCUUCACGGGCGACGAGUGGGGCGAGAAGGACACACGCUUCAUCUACUGCGCGCUCAACGCGCUGAGCCUGCUGCGCCGCCUGGACGCCGUGGAUGUGGAUGCGGCGAUGGCGUACGUGAUGCGGUGCCGCAACCCCGAUGGCGGCUUCGGCAUGGCGCCGCAGGCCGAGUCGCACGCGGGGCAGAUCUUCACGUGUCUUGGUGCUCUGCGGAUCGGCGGGGCGCUGGAGCGGCUGAUGUCGCAGGACCAGAUCAAUGUGCUGGGCGACUGGCUGUGUGAGCGGCAGCUGCCGAGCGGGGGGCUGAAUGGGCGGCCCGAGAAGCUGGAGGACGUGUGUUAUUCGUGGUGGGUUGUGAGUAGCCUUGCGAUGGUGGGGCGGGUGGGGUGGGUGGAUGGGGGGCGGCUGGAGGCGUUUAUAUUGGGGUGUCAGGAUGUGGAGGGGGGUGGGUUUGCGGAUAGGGCCGGGGAUGUGGCGGAUGUGUUUCAUACGGUGUUUGGGGUGGCGGGGCUGAGUUUGUUGGGGUAUGAGGGGUUGGAGGAGGUGGAUCCGGUGUAUUGUAUGCCGAGGGAGGUGACGAGGAGGGUGUUGGGGAAGUAG
This is a messenger RNA of Morchella importuna, 957 nucleotides long. RefSeq lists its product as uncharacterized. Gene Ontology annotation, molecular function: Rab geranylgeranyltransferase activity. Gene Ontology annotation, biological process: protein geranylgeranylation. The record is from RefSeq and is a predicted model, not a curated record. Gene Ontology annotation, cellular component: Rab-protein geranylgeranyltransferase complex. Lineage: Eukaryota; Fungi; Ascomycota; Pezizomycetes; Pezizales; Morchellaceae. The transcript has a single exon. The coding region runs from base 1 to 957 and encodes 318 amino acids.